Cheilinus undulatus (humphead wrasse) is the source of this 4405-nucleotide messenger RNA. It is a transcript of the gene trpc4b, whose product is annotated as transient receptor potential cation channel, subfamily C, member 4b. Gene Ontology annotation, molecular function: inositol 1,4,5 trisphosphate binding; store-operated calcium channel activity; protein binding. Bases 113 to 2875 code for a protein of 920 amino acids. Gene Ontology annotation, biological process: regulation of cytosolic calcium ion concentration; calcium ion transmembrane transport; manganese ion transport. NCBI's taxonomy places the organism in Eukaryota, Metazoa, Chordata, Actinopteri, Labriformes, Labridae. Gene Ontology annotation, cellular component: cation channel complex; membrane. The transcript has 11 exons. The record is from RefSeq and is a predicted model, not a curated record.
GUCCUGCCUAACAGACGCAGUUUCUCUCCCUGGAGCGGUCCAUGAGAAAAUCACAACUGGAAAGCAGUUGGAGGAAGUCAUUCUCAGUUGAGACUGUGAUGCUGUACUAGCAAUGUCGCGGCUCUAUUACAGGAAAACUGACAACUCAUACUACAGGGACCGCAUCCCCCUGCGGAUUGUGCGGGCAGAGUCCGAGCUCUCUGUCCAGGAGAGGGCUUACCUUGGGGCUGUUGAAAAAGGGGACUAUGCUAGCGUGAAACAAGCCUUGGAGGAGGCUGAGAUCUACUUCAGAAUCAACAUCAACUGCAUUGACCCCCUGGGACGCACUGCCCUGCUCAUUGCUAUUGACAAUGAGAACCUGGAGAUCAUUGAGCUGCUGCUCAGCUUUAAUGUGUAUGUGGGUGAUGCCCUACUACAUGCCGUCCGGAAAGGGGUGGUGGGAGCUGUGGAGCUGCUGCUAAACCACAAGAAGCCACGAGGAGAAAAAAUGGUCCCGCCCAUCCUGCUGGACAAUCAGUUUUCAGACUUCACUCCAGACAUAACUCCCAUCAUCCUUGCAGCUCACACUAACAACUAUGAAAUCAUCAAACUGCUGGUACAGCGAGGGGUUUCCAUACCUCAGCCACAUGCUGUGCGCUGCAACUGUGUGGAGUGUGGAUCCAGUUCAGAUGUUGAUGGCUUACGCCACUCCCGCUCUCGACUUAACAUCUACAAGGCCCUCUCCAGCCCAUCACUCAUUGCUGUCUCAAGUGAGGAUCCUUUCCUCACAGCUUUUCAGCUCAGCUGGGAGUUGAAGGAGCUCAGUACGGUGGAAAAUGAGUUCAAGUCAGAGUACGAGGAGCUGUCCCAUAUGUGUAAACAGUUUGCUAAGGACCUCUUGGACCAGACUCGAAGCUCCAAAGAGUUGGAAAUAAUCCUUAACUACCGUGAUGACAUCAACCCUCUGCUGGAUGAGAGCACAAAUGAUCUGGCUCGGCUGAAGUUGGCUAUUAAGUAUUGCCAGAAAGAGUUUGUUGCUCAGCCGAACUGUCAGCAGCUCUUGGCGUCCCGCUGGUAUGAUGAGUUUCCAGGCUGGAGGAGACGUCACUGGGCAGUGAAACUCAUCACAUGCAUCUUCAUAGGCCUCCUCUUCCCUCUAUUAUCUUUGGUUUAUCUGAUCUCUCCAAAGAGCCGUUAUGGCUUAUUCAUACGCAAGCCCUUCAUCAAGUUCAUCUGUCACACUGCCUCCUACCUGACCUUCCUCUUCCUGCUCUUCCUGGCCUCGCAGCAUAUAACCUUUGCAGACUCCAACUUUCAGGGCCCAGCUCCCACUCCAGUCGAAUGGAUGAUCCUACCCUGGGUGCUUGGAUUUAUAUGGACUGAAAUCAAACAGAUGUGGGAUAGUGGUUUAGAGGAUUACAUGGAUGACUGGUGGAACUUAAUGGACUUCAUAAUGAACUCCUUGUAUCUUGCAACCAUUUCCCUGAAGAUUGUUGCUUAUGUACAGCACAGUGGACCCAAAGACAGAAACAGUUGGGGCAUGUGGCACCCAACUUUGGUAGCAGAGGCUCUGUUUGCCAUAGCCAACAUUUUCAGCUCCUUGCGGCUUAUCUGUCUUUUCACUGCAAACUCCCAUCUAGGCCCUUUGCAGAUUUCACUGGGCCGCAUGCUCCUCGACAUCCUCAAGUUCCUCUUCAUCUAUUGUCUUGUGCUGUUAGCCUUUGCCAACGGCCUCAACCAGCUCUACUUUUAUUACGACACAGAAGAGGACAGUGAAUGCAAGGGAAUCCGCUGUAGUCCACAGAACAAUGCCUUCUCCACGCUGUUUGAGACUCUGCAGUCAUUAUUUUGGUCUAUAUUUGGCCUGAUUUCUCUCUAUGUGACCAAUGUGAAACCAGACCAUCAAUUCACCGAGUUUGUGGGCAGUACCAUGUUUGGGACGUACAAUGUCAUCUCCCUGGUAGUACUUCUGAACAUGCUUAUUGCAAUGAUGAACAACUCCUACCAGCACAUUGCUGAUCACGCCGACAUCGAGUGGAAAUUUGCAAGAACAAAAUUGUGGAUGAGCUAUUUUGAAGAAGGAGGAACUUUGCCAUCUCCAUUCAACAUAAUACCCAGUCCAAAGUCAAUCUUUUAUCUCGUUGGAUGGGUGAAGAGACAUUUUUUUAAAAGACGAAGCAUAAAAAGGCUAGAGACCUUUGAAACAUUGGGGAGACGUGCUGCUGUAAAUGUUCGAUUAAACCAUGAGUAUCAGGAGGUUUUGAGGAAUCUUGUCAAGCGGUAUGUUGCUGCCAUGAUCCGAGAUGCAAAGACACAUGAAGGAUUGACUGAAGACAAUUUCAAGGAGCUGAAGCAGGACAUUUCCAGCUUUAGAUAUGAGGUCCUUGGAAUGAUGAAGGGUAAACCACAAGGUGGUGUUGGAGGUCAAGUUGCAAGCUCCACUUUGGCUUACCCUGGAAACUCCUUCAAAUAUUCUCCCAAAGUUCCAACUGAUGAACCUCAAAAGAAACUGAGCUUCUUUGAUGUGACCACAAUCGUCCAGGAGAGCGUAGCUGUUAACGACAACGGCCCAGUCAGCUCUGAAAGGCAGGCUAAUGGUUCAGUUUUUCCAGCCAGUAAAUUACAAGGACAGAACGAGUCAUCCAAGGAUGUUUCAGAUGCUGAGUCAGAGCAGAGCAGGCUUCUCACACAGAAAUGUCAUGAAAUAAAUCUCAUUCAAGAAGAAGGCACUCAGAUAUCUGGUGGAAAAUGUCAAAAACGACUUCGGACUGAAAAGGUGAUUGUUGAAGUCUUGAAGAAAGUGAAUAAAGAAAAACAAGACAAUAAUGAGAAUCAACCCUCUCCCAAAGAACAUGUAAUCAAAGUGAAAAAUGGACCCAAAAAAUACAAAAACUAAUCUUUUUCAGCAAGCAAGGAAUGUAGGCCAUGUUAUAAUUUAUCAACCCUUUUAGGCUUAUAGUCAUUCAGUCAUCUUUCUGCUGUAAAAACACAGUAGAUUAAACUACUGUGGGGUUGGAUUGUGUAAUCAUGCUGCAAUGCUUUCUGGGAGAUCUGCCAUGUUGGUAGCUUCCCCUAUUUGCCCUGCCCAUUAGCAAUGUACUGGCAGCAGAAAGCUUUCUCUGUCUGUUGAUAUUAUUUUCUUUUCUUUAAAAUUCACAGUAAGGGUAAUACUUGUUUUGUGACAGGGUGUAGUGCCGCUUCAUAUGACUGUAAUGAUUAAAAAAACUUGUCAGUUACUGUCUUCCACUUCUGGAGUUGAAGAGCAGUAACUCAGGCGCUGAGAGCAACACUUAACUAAUUAAGUAACUAAAAUCAAAAUGCAUAAAUCAUUUAGUCAACUGAAACUAAAUAAAAACUAAGUUUUACAAAAAAAAAAAAACUAACAAAAAACUUGAUUCUAUGCUUACAAUCUAACAAAAGUUAAGUAAAAAAAGAGACUAAAAGUUUAAGUCGUUGACAGCAGCAUACUGACUGACAUGUACACUCAAGCCUGGAGAGAGCAAAAUGGCCUGAUCUGACUGAAUAAGAAUUCACACAAUGGUUAUUUCGUGUUGUAUACAAACGUAAAAAUUAAAUGAAUGAAAUUUAAAGUUAAGAGCCCUUUUGGAUUUUUCCCCCUACAGGUAUUAGGUAUUUGCUGAAAAAACUUCAACAAACACUAAAACUAAUAAAAACUAAACUAAAAGGAAGCAUUUGUUAAAAAAAAACACACGCACAAAACUAAACCAACAAUCCAGGAGUAAAAUCUAAUUAAAACUGUGGUUGUCAAGAAUAACCAUGAUUAACUAUUAUGUACAAUUAGUGUUCUUACAUUUUUAAUUAUGAUUAAUCUAAUGCUUUAUUUUCAUUUCAAACAAACAUUGGUUACGCCAUGUCAGCGUCUCCCUGCAGCCACAGUGAUGUGUCAUAAAUCCGCCAUUGCUCUUUUAUGUCCCAUUCCAGUUUAAAAACUCACAUACUCAGUGGAAAUGACAUAAGCCAUCUGUAUCUUGUGUAAUCAAACAUUUAACUUUUUUACUGUUCACCAUUUUCCUUUUCAGUCUAUAACAAGUUCUGUUUUUUUUGUUAGAUUUAUGUUAAAAUCUUAAAUAUACCUAUAAAAGCAGCUUUGUAUCCAAACUGAAAGUCAGUUGCCCUUAGUUUAAGACAGUAGAAACACAGAAACAGUUGUAAAUGCAAUAUAGUGGAACAUUAGAAUGUUAUGAAAAGGGUGCAAUAAAUUGUAAUUAACUACAGAAAUUCUGAGAUGAAUUGCAAUUCAAUUUUUUAAUCUUUUGACAGCCUUAAUAAAAACUAAACUGAAAAAGUAAAAAUUAAAUAAAAAUAAAAACUAAAGAAAAAUCCAAAACUAUUAUAACCUUGGCUGAGAGUACAUGAUCUGAGUAAAUAAAUUAGUAAAAACUGAUGAAAUUGCUGUCUUUGAUUU